AUGAACCCGAUCGAAUCAGACGGAAGCCGGCCGGCGAGACGACGCGUCGCGAAACGAAUGAGUGGUGGGAAGGGCUCGCGCGCGCAGCCGGCCGCGGGCUCGGGGUGGCCGGGGAGAGGGGGGAGGAGGGUGCUCCGGGCGGAGGGGGGCGAGGGGCGCGGGGGCGGCGAACAGGUGGCCGCCGCCGCGCCACCCCGCGUCCCACCGCGCCAACUUCGCUCGAUAUUGCACUACACAGGACCUGGAUUAACUUUAUUACUCCAUAGACGGUAUAAAAACCCGUGA
Molecule: messenger RNA, 285 nt
Organism: Danaus chrysippus (African queen)
Lineage: Eukaryota; Metazoa; Arthropoda; Insecta; Lepidoptera; Nymphalidae
Source: the annotation of a GenBank genome assembly